AUGCUCUCGCCUAAGUUGAGCCUGAAGGCCCGUCUUACCCUUCUGGCCAUUUCCUCCUUCUUUUUCCUACUUAUCGUGGGUCGGUUGUAUCGGGUAACCGACUAUCCGCUCAGCAUAAUCACCGGCGACGAUGCCCCCAAACCACACGAAGGAUCAAAAACAACCUACGAGGACCCUACGAGAUUAGAAAGCUAUGACGACCCGUAUGCCGUCCCCCACCCGAUCGACAAUUUGAUUCGCGAUGCCGAUGCGACAUGGGCAAACUUGCGCGCGAAGCAGGUCUACAAUUUGACUCAGGCUGCGGAACAAUACCGCCAGCGCCGUGGACGUCACCCACCCCCGGGCUUCGAUAAAUGGUUCGAAUUUGCGAAAUCGAAAAACGCUCUUUUCAUCGAGGAUUUGUUUGAUCAAAUUUACGAUGACGUGAGUCCGUACUGGGGGCUGGACCCAAAAGAAAUGCGCCGGCAGGCUUCUGGAUUCGACCCGCGCAUCGUUGUUCGCGAACACAAGCUCUCGUCCGUCGGCCAUACGGGUGUCAACUGGCUCGAAGUUUGGAUGGACAUGAUGAAAGAAUUCGCAAAGUUCCUGCCCGACAUGGAUAUUCCCCUCAACGGAAUGGACGAGUCUCGUAUCAUCAUUCCUUGGGAGAAACUCUCCGAGUACCGUGAACAGGAUUUUGCCCGCCGCAGACCUAUCGACCCCAGCAAUGCCACCGAUCAGUACAUGCAACUUCCCGCUUUUGAUCCAGAAGCGCUUCCCGAGUCCUGGGGUCCAGCCUGGGAAGGACCAGGCCGUCCCUUCUGGGAUAUCAUGCGCGAUGCUUGUCCGCCUGACAGCCCGGGCCGUAACUCCAACAUCCCACACCUAGACUUUGCAAACCCACCCCGAGAAUUCUUCAACUACCGAAAUUUCUCGAAGACUGGCUAUGUUGAGGACUUUGAGAAAUCCAAGGAUCCAUGCUGGAGAGCAGAGCUACAGGGAAUGCACGGCAGUUUCAUCGAACCAAUCUCUCUUUCUACCUCACAUGAGCUAUUCCCACUUUUUGGAGGAUCGAAGUUAACCGUCAACAACGAGAUCCUCAUUCCACCAGCAAUGUACUACCUUGACAACCCCAUGUAUUCAGGAGGAUUCAAAAACAAAGGCGGCGCCUGGUCAAAAAAGAAAGACACCGUCUUCUGGCGUGGAAUCGCCAGUGGUGGGCGCAUCCGCGAAGACACAUGGACUGGCUACCAACGCCAACGAUUCGUAUCCAUGCUCAACGGCACAACCGUAGCGACAACAAACGGAUCAUCCUCACACGGAAUAAACUUUCGCCAACCAGACUAUCAUUACUACAAUGUCUGGUCAGGCCUCGACGGGACACUCCCAGAGUUCCUAAAUGAACACUGCGAUCUAGGCUUCCUUGAUCUAAAAUGCUUCCCGCCCGAAGAUGGUUUCCACUGCUCAUAUCAAGACCCUUAUUUCAGCAUCGUCGAUCCCAUGCCCAUGAAGGAGCAAUACGCCUACAAAUACUUGCCCGAUAUUGACGGAAACUCUUUCAGUGGUCGAUACCGUGCAUUCUUGUUGUCCACUUCUUUGCCCAUCAAGGCUACAGUUUAUAAAGAGUGGCACGAUUCUCGCUUGAUUCCUUGGGCACAUUUUGUUCCCUUGGACUCGCUGUACAUGGAUAUCUAUGGCAUUCUUCAGUACUUUAUUGGGUACAAAGGCCAUAAUGGCCAUGAUCGGCAGGCAGAAAAAAUUGCGAUGAAUGGGAAGCGUUGGGCCGAGGAGGUCUUGCGGUUGGAAGAUAUGGAGAUCUAUGUCUUCCGACUAUUGUUGGAAUAUGGCCGUUUGAUGGAUGAUAACCGUGAUACCCUUGCCUUCGUAGAUGACCUGUAA
This is a messenger RNA of Penicillium longicatenatum, 1878 nucleotides long. RefSeq lists its product as uncharacterized. The transcript has a single exon. Lineage: Eukaryota; Fungi; Ascomycota; Eurotiomycetes; Eurotiales; Aspergillaceae. The coding region runs from base 1 to 1878 and encodes 625 amino acids. The record is from RefSeq and is a predicted model, not a curated record.